GAGAGAGAGGAAGAGAGUUUAUAAACGAUAUAGUAGUUCGGUGCUGAGCUGUCUCGCUCUCCACGGCUACUUGUGCGCUAGCUGCCCGUGCGAUCGUGCCUGUGCCCGACAUCGCCCAGCGCAGCGCUGCUCCUCUCUGUGCUCAGUAAAGAGAGCGAUAAAGAAAAAAAUUAUUAAUUUUUUUUGUUAUCAUUAUCAUCGUCAUCUCUGGAAUCGAUCGCGCGCCCGAUCGUCGUCGUCAACUACUUUCGGUAGUUAUAUAACUCUACCGUUUUUGAUCGGUGAUUUGCCAAAAAAAAAAAAAAUAAUUAUUUCGUUUUUUUCCUCAAUUUGGUGCGUGUUUGUCGUGAGUUGAUAUAAAAAGUGAUACUCCUAGAUAAUAUCGAGUGAGUUUGAGUUUUUUUUUUUAGAAAGGACUCGCGAGCGUGAUAAAUACACUUCAACGAGUCCUGGAUAAAUGCUUGUGCGGUGAAAACUAUAUAUAGUUGCAACGGGUGCAGUACAGUACAGUACAGUUCGUGGAUUAUAUAUAUAUAGUCUACCGGUGCAGCAGCAGCACGCCGGCUCUCGAAAGCCUCCCUGCAGUGUGUGUAUGUGAGAGAGUAAGAGAGAGAGAGAGAACACGUGAUAGUGAGAACGUGCGGUGCAGAGAUACUGUCAACAUAUAUACAUAUACGUACAACGCGAAAGCUCGAAGCGCGAAUAUAUAUACACGUUGGUGCACUUCUCGGCGUGUGUAUAUACAUAUGAACACUCGGUGCGGCGCGUCUAUGUACCACCCACGUGUGACAGAUUAAUGGUGUGCAUUGAUAUUAUACCCCCUGUGACACGUGUGCAGCAGUAUAAGCAGAGAGCCAACGCAGAAAUCGCACAGGAUCGAUUAGACAAUAAUAUUAAUCGUGAACGUCUUUUUUAAAUGACUGUGAACAGGCAUUACGAUGGUAGACACGCAACAUUUCUGCCUGCGAUGGAAUAAUUACCAAAGCAGCAUUACAUCGGCAUUUGAAAAUCUGCGAGAUGACGAGGACUUCGUCGACGUCACACUGGCCUGCGAUGGCAAGAGUCUCAAAGCACACAGAGUCGUAUUGUCGGCCUGCAGUCCCUACUUCAGGGAGCUUCUCAAGAGCACACCCUGCAAACAUCCGGUGAUAGUGCUGCAGGACGUCGCGUUCAGCGAUCUUCACGCGCUGGUGGAGUUCAUCUAUCACGGCGAGGUGAACGUGCACCAGCGCUCGCUGAGCAGCUUCCUCAAAACCGCCGAGGUGCUGAGGGUGUCGGGACUCACGCAGCAGGGCGACCAAGCCGACAGGGAUGAGCAGCUGUCGCACGUACGAGCUCUCGCGGCCGGCGCGGCGUCCCUCAACGCGACCAAUCACUUGGGCGGCAACGGCGGCCUCCACGACAAGCUCGUGCCCGAGGACAACACGUACACAAGGGAGCGCAACUCUCCACCGACGCCGGUGCAGCAGCAGCCCACGCCGUCGCCGGUGCAGCAGCUGAUGCGCCGAGCCGGGGUGCGCGGACGCAACGACAGGCAUACCCCGGACUCGCACGACACCAGCGGCCCGGGUCAGCUCGGUGCCGACACCAAACGCCCGCGCGUACUGUCGCCACCUUUGAACAACAACGACGCCAUACCCACGGACUUCUCGAUGGUGAAGAACAGCCUGGCGCAUCUGGUCAACGCCAAGAUCGAGGGCAACGGACUGCACAACAACGGCGAGGACAACAACGGACCGAUCGACGACGGCGUCAAGUGCGAGCCCCUGGAGCUCGUCGGCAACUCGCAGUCGGGCCACCAUCAGCGAGAGCAGUCGAGCAACAACGGGCCCCUGAACGCCCACAACGAGGAGAGCUCGGACUCGGGCGCCACCCCGGACCGGCCGCCCGCCUCGGCGAGCAGCAACGAGCACGACAACGAGCCGCCCGAGCAUCCGCCCACGCCCAACUACAUGGCCGAGAGCAAGCUGUUCGCCUCGACACCGGGCGGCUUCAACUUCAGCAUGGCAGCCCUCAGCCAGGAACAUUCGCCCCUGUCAGUUAAAUUUCCAGGUUUGGGACACGGGCUGCAGACGCCGGACCUAGCGGGAACUUCACAAGCAAUGCGACUGUCACAUCCAUUACACGGCAGUCUCUUGCCGCCCGGCGUCUGCUACACCUGCGACGUCUGCGGCAAGACCCUGUCCACGAAGCUGACGCUGAAGCGUCACAAGGAGCAGCAGCACUAUCAGCCGCUCAACAGCGCCGUGUGCGGCCUCUGUCACAAGGUCUUCAGGACCCUCAACAGCCUCAACAAUCACAAGAGCAUUUACCAUCGGAGGCAGAAAUAGAGCUCGGCCGGCCGGGCCCGACUCGGUCCGAAAUUACCAUCGGGACUCGCGCUCUUGCACCGCCAGCAGUAGGCCCGACCGACCGAUUACUCUGCUUUCUCUGUAUACGCGUGACGAUGACGACGAUGAAAAUCUGCGCAGACAGACGAAAAUUAACGAGCCCAUCUGGCUCGAAGAUUGAUUGAAAGGAAGAAAAAAAUACAAUGUGUAUAGCGUUCGCCGCCACAUUCACUGUAUAAUGUCGCACAGGGGCGAACUGGAGACUAUAAUGAAAAAAAAAAACACGAUGUAUUUUUUAUGAUCGUCGAGCGUUAACAUAAAUAUUACACACUCAUACACUCACAAACAAAUCCCACACUUAUACAUAUACGAUUACCAUUAGGAUUAGAUUACUUACGACGACUACACGCGAACAAAUUUAUUCGUUAACCAUGUGUAGUUGAAAUUAUACAUAAUUAUAAAACUUUUCCAAAUUCCUUUCAUCGGACAAAAAUGACUCGCAGAGUCUGUAUAUAAACUCCGUGAAAAAGGAAUAGAAUCGAGCUUAAAAGCUUGUUUAAAGCGCGUAUAUAAAAGUAAAAAAAAACGAGAUUAUUUCGGAACUAAACACGAUAUAUAAUACCAUUCCGUCGCCUACAUUAUAUUAACCUGUACAGUGUUUUUGAAACGUCAGGUAAGAUAAGUAGUUUCGUGUAAAAUUAAAAAAAAAAAAAAAGAAAGGAGCUGUUGAUUUUUCACGUGGACGAGGUUAAAAUAAAAAUAUUGUUAUACGUAUUACGUAAAGGUGGUACGAAAAACCGAGUGGAGAGAGAGACUCGCGAAAGUGAUGGCAAAUCGAGAGUGUUUCAUUUAAGUCGACUUGAUAAAAAAAAUUUAUAUUUUUUAUACUUAUUUAGCUGUAGGUUUUAUGAAAAAAAAUUUUAACGUUAUUCUAUAUUUUCGAGGAAAAUACCCUAUUAUUUUUCUUAAUCGAACGCGAAAUCGCUCUUAAAUUUUACCGGAGUGUAAAAAAAGGUUGCAACUCCUAAAUUAUCGAGAUUCGGGGAACGGGUAAUCGAUCAUAAGUCAAAUAAAAUUUUCAAUUGUUAUUAUUAUAAAUUAGUUCAUCGCUGAUGAAAAAAAUACUGCGAUAAACGACUUUUAUUUAUUUAGCAUAUAAAUGUCGGCGUGCUUCUCUAGCAAUAGUAAUAUUAUAUCGGUGGUGAGAUAUAAGGACAAACUUAUAAACAAUAUACAGUGCUUCCAAACCAGUGGAAAAUUGAAAUUAAAAAUUUAAGUAAAAAAGGAACGGAAUUAUAAAGUAGUAGAGCAAUCGGACCGAAAAAGCUUUGAAGUAAACUUUAUUAUGGUUAGUGAUGACACGAACUGGCUAUGUGGCAAUUAUUGAGAUAAACCAAUUUGAUGAGUUACACAAAAAAGUUUUAUCGUUUGUUACAUGAGUAUGCCCGCAGUUAGUCAAAUUAUUGUGACGAUUAAGUAAUAAGUUGUUAUUUUGGAAUAUAUAUCGAGAAAAAAAAGUGAGAAAAUAUAAAAUAUGUUUUCCCAAACAAGGCCAAAAUGAAAGUUGACUGAUAAAAUAUACAUUUAAAUUGACGAGUCAAACUCGACUUGCGUUUUGUCAUUUUGUUAUACGAAAAAUUAUAAAUUGUCCAUUAGAGUUGAAAGGAAAAUUUUUAUGGGCUAGUUUAAGGUAUAGGAGUAUAAGUUCUGAGGUGAAAAGUGUACCAUUUGCCGCCCACGCAAAGAAUGAUAAGGUUUUCGGGUGCGCAGACGUUUUAAGACUUUACUGAAAGCGAAAUUCAAAUCUAAAUACAAAUUAUAUGUUUAAUUAGGAUCUCAUAAUAAGGAAAAAAAAUUAGUCAAAUAUUUCGGAAAUAAAAACGCAAUCGUAUUUAAAUGAAUUUUAUGAUCAAAAGAGUAAUUUUAAUUCUACAAAAGACUGCAUUAAUAUGAAUAAAUUAA
Molecule: messenger RNA, 4292 nt
Organism: Trichogramma pretiosum
Lineage: Eukaryota; Metazoa; Arthropoda; Insecta; Hymenoptera; Trichogrammatidae
Gene: br
Product: broad-complex core protein
Exons: 6
Coding region: 939-2330 (463 amino acids)
Biological process (GO): regulation of transcription by RNA polymerase II
Cellular component (GO): nucleus
Molecular function (GO): protein binding
Source: RefSeq, a predicted model, not a curated record